AGUUGCCCCCGUGGACUGGUGAUGGUAAUAGGGGUUGUGGUUGGGAGGUGGUAGGGGAGAUACAUCAUUGCAAGAAAGAGAGAAUCGGCCCUCACAGUCCACUGGCUGCAGGAGAGUGAGAGAGCUAAAGAGACGCCUCCUUUCCGCGCCCUCUACCCUUCAGAAAGGAGCCAAAUUUACCAUCACUACCACUCACAGUUCUGAUCAGUGUGCCAGACUCCUGAAAUCGCAGAGACCAGCAAUAAAUGCCAUCAUCUUCCAAUUCAGUAACAUUCCGUCCAUUGGCUUUGUUACUGGAGCACGCCAGAACGAAAUGGACAUGAAAGUAUAGAACAGUAAGAAGAAAUCAAACUGCAUCCAAAUUUUGCCUGUCUGAGAAUGUCCGAAGUAACGGGCCAACAGUUGAAUCCGGAAAGAAACCUGGCAUGGGUUUAGAAAGCAGAGCACACCCAUCUAAUUAGUUCUGCUGUUCAUGGAGGGGAAUAAUUGCUGUUCAGUAUUAAUGCAAUCUCUCACUCGAUAGUGGAUUAAGAAAUCUGAAUGGCAACAAUGAACAUACAGAGGACUUGUGAGACAAUGUGAGGAGACAUCGCUCUCAUCUGAUUUACUCAUUUUUUUAGCACAUAUUAAUUGUCACCUUGGCAACAGCUCUCUCAAAGACAUACCUCUCAUGAACAGAAAUCACAUGCAAAGCAUUCUAUGAAAUUUCUGAAGCUUCGAAAUGGGCUGCGGCUAAGAAAAAGAGUUUUGAGGAGAUCUGGAUUGCGCCUCUCAGUCUUAAGACAAAUCAAACAGCUGUUUCAAUGAAUUCAUCCAAAAUCCUAUACCACAGGAAUGAAACUGCUUCCUUCAUUUCUCAGAGGCUCAGGGUGCAAAUGAGUAGGCUACUUGCUGGCAUGAGGAGAUUAAUUCCAUCAAGCAUAUUCCAAAGAAUUAUAGCUUUUUAACAAUUGUCAUAAGAUCCGAGCCAAAAGGAGAUUUAGCAGAAUCUUCAGUCACAUUUAUAAUAGAAGAGAGGAGUAAAGGAAGAAGCUAAUUGCCAUCCAGCAAGCAGUCUCAGUUGGAAUCUUUAACUCCGACAUAUUCCUGUUCUUGGGACUGUUGAACUACCGUCUGGGAGUCACCAAUUAAAACCACAAAGCUGCAGUGAAUUGGAUAAAUAUAAAAGGCAAAGUUGGGGUUUGGAACUCCUCUUUGACAUUUGUUCUGCUUCCUGAAGUGGUUUAACAGCAAGGAGGAUCUCUGAUCACGCCAAAAGGCCACACUCAAGGACAACAGUGCAACAAUGAAGUGCUCACUUCGAGUGUGCAUCCUUUUCCUUGGACUGCUCAUUGUCUUCCUGACUUCUGUGUUCUUCACUUACACACUGACGGGUGUGACAAACAUGGCCUACCUGCAGAGCCAAUCUGUAGAGGAUGUUCAUCGUGUCAAGCUGCUGCCUGGCUACCUGAACAUUCAGAAGUUAAAUAAGAACCUUGCAAGUCAGAGGACAUGUGCUUGUGAUCAUUGUGUGGGUGAUCCUGGUGUGUCACAUUGGUUCGAUGAGAAGUUUGAUGAAGACAUUCUGCCACUUUGGACAAAAGCUAAUAUGAUGUUGGAGCCUAAUGUGUACAACUGGUGGGUGAUGCUUCAGCCCCAGUUCAAGUCACAAGGCUUAAAGGAUGUUUUGACCAAACUCUUCCUCAUAGUGCCUGGAGAGAACCCUUAUGGCUCAUGGAACCAGUCUCGGUGUCGGCGUUGCGCAGUGGUGGGUAAUUCUGGAAACUUACAUAAAUCUCAUUAUGGAGAGGACAUCAACACGCAUGAUUUUAUCAUGAGAAUGAACCAAGCUCCAACCGUUGGCUAUGAAGCAGACGUGGGCAGCCGCACAACUCAUCACUUCAUGUACCCAGAAAGUGCAAAAAAUCUCCCAUCAAACGUCAGCUUUGUUCUGGUUCCUUUUAAGACAUUGGAUCUCCUUUGGAUUACCAGCGCUUUGUCAACGGGCGAGAUCAGGUUCACUUACGCACCUGUCAAACAAUUUCUACGGGUGGAUAAAAACAAGGUGCAAAUUUACAACCCAACAUUCUUCAAGUAUAUCCAUGACAAGUGGACAGAACAUUACGGGAGAUAUCCGUCCACAGGAAUGCUGGUUCUGUUUUUUGCUCUCCAUAUCUGUGAUGAGGUCAACGUGUAUGGAUUUGGUGCUGAUAGCAGAGGAAACUGGCAUCACUACUGGGAAAACAACCGGCAUGCUGGAGAAUUCCGCAAAACUGGGGUUCACCACGCCGAUUUUGAAGCAAAAAUUAUAAAUUCAUUGGCUCAAAUAGGAAAAAUCAAAGUUUUCCGAGGAAACUGAAAGGAAACAUAAUUAUGUAUCUGAUCUUCGAAGAAGGGGGCAUCAAACGCAAUGCUCACCAAAUGGAUAUGAGACAGAUUAGCCCAUAAUUAUAUACUGUAUAUUGAACAUAAUUUUCUUUCAUCAUGUUUGAAAAUUGAGGCAGAACUCUGGAACAAGGAAGAUGGAGCAGUUGAUAAUUUAAUAAUAUCUUCAAAGUUUUAUCGCCAAAAUGGCGUUGUUUUGUGGAUCAUUUUCAAGAUGUUAUCCUGCAAUCUACAGGGCACAAGAUAACUCAAUGCGCAAUUUAUUAUCAGAUCAUCCAGGAGUUGCUAUGAAUUUUUUUAAUAUUUGAGCUGCAAGAUCAAGUCAGGCUGAUACCAACUAGAAUGUGAGCCAAAGGCGAGAGUGAUGCGGUUGGGUUGGUGGGGAGGGGGGGGGGGGGGGGGCAUUUGAAAGUGUGCUAUAUGGAGAAUGUUUUGUUGUAUUUGUUGAACUCGCGUUGAAGAGGCAAAUCGGCAAUAUUCAAGCUAAAGAAGCUUUGGCAUCUUCAUACUGGAGAAAAAAAACCUCAGCCUUUCAGACCCGCUGUUGUUAUGAGUGCAAACAGCAGCAAAAACAUCUUUCACCUGUUGGCUGCGAUUGGGGUGAAACCAUCAUGCCACAGCAUCAAAGGUCUGGAUAUUCAUGGUUCUCACUAGUCUUGUUUGAGUCUGUAUUAGAGAAAGAAAUGUGCACAGGCAGGAUUCCUCCUCAUGGGAUUUUGUUUGUGAAUAGUGGGAGUGUGUGAAACCAAUAGGGAAAUCUGGUGCACAGGAAGGGUAGGCAUUCAUUUUAAUUUUGCUUCCUCUGAAAUCCAUCUAAUCUAACGUUAUCUUGUCUGGUUUUGUCUGUCCCUGAUGUAAACGUGGCAAGAGCCACAGCGCCGGCAUCAAGGCACGGUAAACAGUAGUACAUGAUAUUUGUUUAUUAGAAGUUAUACAUAUGAAAUUAAUUGUUAGGAAUUACAUUGAGGUUUUUAUAUUUGUUUUCCACAUUCCUUUCCCAUUAAAACAAAUAAAAAUAAAUCCUUUCCUCCUCAAACUGAAUUUUGAAGGUGGAAAUGGCACUCAGAA
Molecule: messenger RNA, 3432 nt
Organism: Amblyraja radiata (thorny skate)
Lineage: Eukaryota; Metazoa; Chordata; Chondrichthyes; Rajiformes; Rajidae
Gene: st3gal2
Product: ST3 beta-galactoside alpha-2,3-sialyltransferase 2
Exons: 8
Coding region: 1286-2338 (350 amino acids)
Biological process (GO): sialylation
Cellular component (GO): membrane
Molecular function (GO): beta-galactoside (CMP) alpha-2,3-sialyltransferase activity
Source: RefSeq, a predicted model, not a curated record